Molecule: messenger RNA, 2676 nt
Organism: Rhizophagus irregularis DAOM 181602=DAOM 197198
Lineage: Eukaryota; Fungi; Glomeromycota; Glomeromycetes; Glomerales; Glomeraceae
Molecular function (GO): nucleotidyltransferase activity
Source: RefSeq, a predicted model, not a curated record
AUGUUAGAAGCACUAAAGAAUGUGUCCAAUGAGCAAGACAGAAAAGUAAAAUUAGUGGGAGCAAUUCUUAAUAUAUUGAGUACAACUCCAAGCCAAGAAUUAUCAUAUUACGCAAAUCAACCUUUGUAUAAGCAACUUGGCAAUUACAUUGCUAAUAAAAUUCCAAAAGAGGCUGAUUCCAGCAAAGUUUUAAGCCUGAUUCAAAGAGUAAUAUCUAGAUGUGACUUUAGGUUAAUAGAAGAUUAUCUAUUUGCUUUAGAAACCCAGGAUAAUUAUUUAGUGAAUCUCAUAGAAUCGGAAAUAAACAAGCCAGAUUUUCAGCAGAAGGUGGAUCACUAUAGAUUUCAAAGACUUACAAAAGGUAAUCGUACUCAUAAUAGAAAACUUAUCCUAAAAGAUAACCCUGAGGCUCUUUUUUCAGAAGAAACACCAGGAGACAUUAUUGCUUAUGUAGCCGACCCAACUCUAAAAAAUACGUUUACUUCCUUGUUUGAAAGGUCUCAAGGACAUCUCAGCGAAUAUAUAGAUACACAUCACGAUUUACUUGGCCUGUAUUCAUUAAUAAGGAAGGGGUUGGUCAAGUCAAUUCAGUUAAACUCUGAUCAAUUUAUUGUUACCAAACGUGACAAUCCAGAUAAGAAGGGUCGAUUUUUAACCGAGCAACGCAAUAUUAAUAGAAUAUCUGAUAUUUUAAAUCUAAAACACCAGGAUUCUUUUGUUGAUUUAUCCGACCAAUCAUCAAUACAUAAAGUCAGGCUAAAGUUAAUUAAGCCUUUCGCGAUCUUUGCCGACAAGCAGCAGCACAAAUUCUAUUCUCUUGCCUAUUUACAAGAAGGGAAAACUCUAGAGGAGGUUUUGCUGUAUGAGCAGGAUCCAACAGCCAGAUUUGAGCACCUUAAGAAUUCCCAAAAAAUUUUGGAUUUUCUUUAUGAGAAAGGCGUUAUUUGGGGAGACAUGGCACCUAGAAACACUAUUGUAAAUCAAAUGUCAGGAGCAACUGAUUAUUAUAUUUUAGACUUCGAAAAAACCAAAAUAUUAAAUCAUUCCGCGUCUUUAACCGAAAGACAGGAACACUGCCGAGGGCAGAUGUGUGUUGAGGAAUUUGGUGCAAUAUGCUCACUGGAAGAGGUAAAGACAUGUUUCAGAGGGUACUUUGAACCCGAAAAGUGGGACCUUAAUUCUCUAGAUCCAGUUCCAUUUGAGAAACCCAAGCGCGAGUUAGUAGCUAUUUUUGAAGCGAGAGGAGAGGAAUUUUACACGCUAGGUGCGUACAAUCGCCUAGAACAACAAGUUAUGAAGGUUAGGUUCCCAUUUACUGAUGGAGCAAAAAACAAGCGCCAUCCGCUUCAUAUUUGUUUUAAGAUAGAUCACUAUUUAGGUAGUGAAUACGAUCAGAAAACGACUGAAUUAUUGAUGUCUGCCUAUGAAUAUGAUUGCUUACCAGAUACCAUGGAUAUUCUGGAGCAGGCAUUACAAAAUUUGGAUAACCGACUUAUUUUAGGGGAUUUAGCCACUGCUACUACCUACAACACUCUUCAAGAGAACAGACAAUGUUAUGAAUAUGAUUUCUUGGAGGAAGUUAUCAAUGGUUUCUAUGACCGCAAGGAAGAAUCCCAUCAAUUUAGGCUAGCUAUCAAUAGAUACAAUACCGGACUAAAACUCUAUCAUAUUAGGCUAGAUGAAGUUACUAAGAGGCAUGGAAUAUCUUUAGCUAAAUCUAACUGUGAGGCUUUACGAACUACCUUACAUCGAAUUCUUAAAAGCGCUUAUGCAAACUAUCGUCCAACGCUAAUUUUAUUAUCUGGAGGGUUUUCUCGCGGUGAAAUAACCUAUGGUUCGGAUGUCGAUGUUGGAAUUGUCAGUGAUAAAGAUUCUUCAGAAAUAAAAAAAUUCAUAAAAAAUAGCAUUAGUGAAGAACUCAGUCUUUCUAGCGAUUUUUAUCUGGAUGUGACUUUACAGGAUGUAGAGAAGCGUUUUUUGGGUGAUCCAUCGCUUUUAGAAGACGUUUUGCACGGGCAGAUUGCCAAUGGAGACUCUAAAGCCAUCCAAAGUUACGAGCAGGCAAAAAAACGUAUCUUACAAAAUAAAAACUAUUUGGCAACUGCCGUUCCGGUCUUUAUACCAAAAUAUCAAGUCGGCGAUGAAACUGAAGUUCAAAUUAAACAAUAUUUAAAAUUAUGCAAUUUGACCCUGGCUCUAGCUCCUCACGUGGGGGUAAACAUAAAUAAAGGGAUUUUAUUGUCGAUCAAAGAUUUUCUAUUGUUUUAUAAAAAUGAAUAUGCAUAUGAAAAAUCCAAGUACAAGGAACCCAACGUUUUAGAUGAAGGUGUAAUGUCUGAGAUAGGAUUAUAUUUAAGAGACCAGUCUUCCGCGCUUUUAGCAGAGAUUGAUAGCAAUGGUUGCUUUUUAUUAGAUAAUGAAAUUGUUGAAACAGUAAAACCAAACCCAAGUGCAGAUGAUUUGCAAGAUGAAGAAGAAAUUAUUCCUGUUAUUUCCUUGACAGAAGCACUGAUUAAUAUAGAAAACUUGAUUAAUUUACAUAAUUUCCCACUAGAAAAUUUUGAAGUGACUAAUGAAGAAUUGAGAAUUUUAAAAGGUAUUAGGUGUAAGGUAUUGAGAUAUAAAUCAGAAUCUUCAAUUCAAUUAAGUAUGGAUGAAUUUAUCAACUUUAAUUAG